This is a messenger RNA of Danio aesculapii, 3684 nucleotides long. RefSeq names its product tumor protein p53-inducible nuclear protein 2 (gene tp53inp2b). NCBI's taxonomy places the organism in Eukaryota, Metazoa, Chordata, Actinopteri, Cypriniformes, Danionidae. Gene Ontology annotation, cellular component: nucleus; autophagosome. The record is from RefSeq and is a predicted model, not a curated record. The transcript is spliced from 4 exons. The coding region runs from base 494 to 1291 and encodes 265 amino acids. Gene Ontology annotation, biological process: positive regulation of DNA-templated transcription; autophagosome assembly.
UUGUACGUUCUGUAUUCUGAUCUGCGGAUCAGCUGGACGAAGCAAUAACAUCACCAACAGUAUCUGCUGGGGAAAAUAACGUACAGGGCGCAGAUACGACGACUGAAACGUCGUGUGAAUCUAAUUUUACACGCGGAUUUCUUCUAAGAAGAAGGACUUUUUCAUAUUUUUUUUGUGAAUUUACUACCUCAUAUUAAAGAAUACCUAAAGCUAUGCUUUAAGAUUUUUUUGUUGUUUUAUUGUGUGGUCGUCGCGUUUACAACUUGAAUAAUUUUGCAGAUCUUUGCACCACAACCAAGUGAGACCUUAUAUUGUACUGCGCCUUCACUGAACUCCAACAACAAAAGGCCAAUACACCUGUGAUCAACCUGCCGUCCGUCACAGCACUGACACAACAUCAGCAUUGCAGACUCAAGUCAACACAACAGCAGUUUUACUUCUAUCCGGCAGCUUCUAUCUCUCAGGAAACCGUGCUCCUCGUCCUCCGUCAGCCAUGUUCCAGGCGCUCAGCAGUCUGUUCUUCGGCAGUGUGGACGACGUCACUCCAGAGCUGAAGGGACCAAAGCCCUGCGUGAUCGAGGCUGAUGAAGAGGGAUGGCUCCUGGUCAACCUGCCCGGCGAGGACGGGCCAGAAGCAGCAUCAGUAGCCUGUGCCCGUCCCCGCUCUGAAUGUCACGCAUCUCCUCCUACCUGCAAAAACCGCAGGACUAGAGCAGGCAGGACACAGGACGCACCUCUUCUGUCCACCUGCUCUGCUCCUGACCCUGCCUCCUUCUCCCACCUUGAGUCAGUAGAAGUGAAUGUGUUGUUAAGCGAGCGGGGCUCGUGCUCCUGUAGCGACUGCAGCAUGGAUGAGAGCUGGUUUGUCACCCCUCCACCCUGUUUUACUGCAGAGGGAGCCACGGCGGAGGCUAGUCCCAUGGAGGACCUCCUCAUCGAGCACCCCAGCAUGUCCGUGUACGUCUCGCCCGGCCCUCUCCCUGCCGUGGAGGAGAGCGCCACCAGCUUGGCUGGCAGUAUCAGCAGGAUGUCUGAAUCAGCAUUGCCCGCUGUGACCAGGAGCAGUUUACCCACACGGGUGACCCGGGGAGCAGCCGCACAAGCCGGUGCUCUAGCUAAAGUCACCCAGGUUUCCAGGGUACAGAGGGCCAAAGCCCGCACUGAGCGUCGCCAUCUGGCACGCAAUCGCAUGCAGCGCCAAAACCGCGUGCGUGAGCAGGUCCAGCGGCGCUCAACCCACACCCGCAACUCUUUCCUGCACCAGCCGUGCCAGCGCAACAUCUGCCACUGAGGCAUCAAAGUUUACAUGGAGGGCAUUAUUACACAUUUCCCAAUGAAACCCCUACCUUCUCAGCCGUCUUUUAAAGUCCUCCUUUUGCAUUUAUCGUUUGUUUGCUGUCAAUUAUCUUAUUCAGUUUCCUGUUAAUCAAGCUUGUCCUUGAGCACAAGCCAAUUUAUCUGUUUUAGGGGUGCCCAAAACUGCUCAUAAAGGGCCACUGUCCUGCAAAGCUUUGCUCCUGCCUUAAUUUCACACACCAGAACCUGCUGAUCAAGGUCUUAGGACUUACCACAAACUUCUAGACCACGCAUGGGCAAACUCGAUCCUCGAGGGCCGGUGUCCCUGCAUAGUUUGCACCAACCCUAAUCAAACACACCUGCUUGUAGCUUUCUAGUGAUCUUGAAGACACUAAUUAGGGUGUUCAGGUGUGUUUGAUUAGUGUUGGAGCAAAACUCUGCAGGGACACCGGCCCUCGAGGAUCGAGUUUGCACAUGCGUGUUCUAGACAAUGGUGUGUAGGUUGGAGAUCAAAUAUGCAGGACACUGUCCCACCAGAUGCAGGAUUGAGUACCGCUGAUCUUUAUCCUCUUUCCAAUUAUAUCUAACAGCUCACCACCAAGCACAAUUACUCCGUUGAAGAUCAUCCAUAUAAUUACCUAAAUACCCAUGUACCUCCUGUGUGUGUUUGUAACACCUAAUUCAGUUCCCCAGACUGGGAAAAUAGCUGAAAAGAACACAUGUAGACUCUGCAUUGUUACAAACAACGUCUCUCUAAAUGUCCGACACUUGAAUUGGCACUGUUCAAUGACAUGUCCAUUAGGUUCAUUUUUACCAAAUUACGAAAAGAACGAGCCGGUAACUGAACGCUUUAUAGGAAUAUUACUAUAUAUUUGUAGCUAGUAAAAUGGAAAGUGACUUGAAAACAACAAGAAUGAAAAGUAUGUGGAUAAAUGUGGGAGCAAGAACUUCGUGAGAGUGAGAGUUUCCAGAUGAAGACGAAUCUAGAAGGGAUAUACUUGUAAAGAAGUCGUUUCAGAGUAGACGCUGAUGCCUGAUUUUGAAUAUAAAGGUGCUAACUUUCAAAAGUCGUUCAGACAUUUAAUUGCUUUUUAAUGUAAUCUGUUCCAAAACCUAGUGAGCUAGACUGGGAAAGGCAGUAUCUUAAGCCUCGUUCAAGUUUUUCUAAAUCGUUUCAGUCAUUCAUCCACACAACAUUAGCGUUGUCGAUGCCCUGGGAAAAAAAACGUCAUAUAAUAGAUAACAGAGUGGAAAAGUCUUAAAACACCACCUCUUGCGUAGUCAUGUAGUCAUCCAUAUUUUGGAAAUGAUGACAUCAUUGUACCACGUGACGAAGGAAGAUCCUCGGAUGUAACAACCGUAAAAACAGCAAUGGUGGAUUACAGAGCUGUGUUUUAGGGUUGGGCGAUGUCGACCAAUUUGGCAUCAUAUGAUAAACAUCGCAAUGGACGAUGGCAUCGUCAUCAUAGGCGGCGGUGAAUUAAUAAUUAAUCCAUAACAAAUUAAUUAUUUGUAGCCUACCGUUUCAUCUACCUGACCCUCAUGGGCUUUGUUUUACCCAUAACCAAAUCAUAAAUAAAGAUAAGUUACACACAAAUGACCACCUGUCAAUCACUUGACUCUGGCAUGAAUAGGCAGAGUGAUCCGUGUUGUUAUAAUGGUGUCGGAAUAGUCUAUCGACCCAACCCUACUGUGUUUGUAACAGAGCUGUGUUCGCAUGCUCGCUGCAUUCUUUUGUGAUUGUAGUGUAUCCUGCGGAUCUGUCUAUGUUUGUUUACAGCACCACAUAUAGGCUUGGCAUACAUGUUACACCAUAUUAUCUCAGUUUUCGUUUCCAUGUGGAUGCUGACAUCUCUUAAAAAGAUACGCGUGUUUACUCGAAGGUUUUGAAAUGCGCAAAAGAAAGCUGACAGCUCUAAUGAAAUAAAUGUUUUCACUCAACAUUUAAGUAUACUCUAUGUAUUCAUGCCUACUAGAAAGCUCCCCUUCAUUAGCCUAGCAACUUGCUAACAUCACACCCCAUUGGAUUUUACUUUGAGUCUCACAAGGCAACUUCCCCAGUAAUCUAGCUCACUAGAAUUUGAAACAGAGCCUUGCGUUAAACUGAGGUCCAUCGUGGAUGGUACUGAUACUACGCCAACAACAGAUCACUAAAGGUGGCGUGAAGCUAAAGUUUAGCUCUCUGUCAACAUCUGAUCUAGAUAAUGGGUGUACAUCAGGGCAGUGUGCAAUGACUUUACAUGUCACAUGAUCAACGAAGAGUGGUAGGCAUAGGCUAUAGAUAGAAUUGCAUGCAGAACGUGCAGGAUAGUUAAAGUUGUGACUCUUUUAUUCUGCUUCAUGGAGGAUUAUUGAUGUGGAAAUCUCAUAGAACAUCUCGAACUGAAG